Haliotis rubra (blacklip abalone) is the source of this 3546-nucleotide messenger RNA. Its product is annotated as G-protein-signaling modulator 2-like. Bases 1 to 1596 code for a protein of 531 amino acids. NCBI's taxonomy places the organism in Eukaryota, Metazoa, Mollusca, Gastropoda, Lepetellida, Haliotidae. Gene Ontology annotation, molecular function: GTPase regulator activity; protein binding. The record is from RefSeq and is a predicted model, not a curated record. The transcript has 12 exons.
AUGAGUAACCACCAGGAAGACCAGAUGGACCCCACACGUGAGACCACCAAAGACUGGAUGCCCACUGCAUGGACCCACCAAAAGAAGGAACUGACCCCACCAGGAGAUGGCCCACCAAAGAGAUGGAGAAAUGGACCAGAGACCAGUGGCCCACUAGAAAACCUGACCAUUGUGCGGGAACUGGGUGAUCGGGCAGCACAGGGCCGUGCAUGUGGAAACCUGGGCAACACCCACUACCUCUUGGGCAACUUCAGCCAGGCCAUCAAGUUCCAUGAAGAGAGACUGGCAAUAGCUAAGGAGUUUGGAGACAAGGCAGCUGAGCGUCGGGAGUACACUAACCUGGGGAAUGCACACAUAUUCUUGGGAGAAUUUGAGAUUGCAGCAGAUCAAUAUAAGAAGAGUUUACAAAUAGCGACGCAACUAGAAGACAAAGCUCUAGAGGCACAGGCCUGUUACAGCCUGGGCAACACAUAUACAUUGCUACGUGACUAUGAAAAAGCCAUUGAGUACCAUAUGAGACAUCUAGGAAUUGCUCAAGAAUUACAUGACCGGGUCGGGGAGGGACGGGCCUGUUGGAGCCUGGGCAACGCCCACUCAGCCUUAGGGGAACAUGAAGCAGCACUCAAGUUUGCAACAAAACACCUGGACAUAUCUCGAGAGAUCGGGGAUGAAACAGGACAGAUGACCGCAAAGAUGAACCUUGUUGACCUCCGUUCUGCACUAGGCAUGGCAGAUCACAGCAAGGAGAACAUGAACAGUUCCUGUAGCGUGCUGGCCGACUUGAGAGAUGCAGGAGGGAAGGAUGUUAGUGAUGUGGCUCUAGGACGUCGCCCAAACCGUGCACGAAGAUUCAGUAUGGAGAACAUGGAAUUAAUGAAACUAACUCCAGAUAAAAACAAGCAGCAGAAUGUUGCCAAGGGUGCUGGAGGAGCUCGGCCCAAGGUACAGAAGUCUGCCAGCAUUGCCACGGAGAUGUCCAUGGACACGCCCAGGGCUAAGGCAGCAAUUGUUCGCCCAAAAACUGCAGAUUCCGCGAUCCAAGAAGAAAAGGAUGAGAAUUCUGAUGACGACAGCUUCUUUGAUCUCCUCAGUCGGUUCCAGAGUCGAAGGAUAGAUGACCAGAGAUGUUCCUUUCGUCUGUCAGAACCGACACCUGCCACACCUUCCACCCCCGCCACCCAACCUCAACCCAACGGUCAAUCCCUGUCCUCACAAGUUGCCUCCCCUGGCACAGAUGAUUUCCUGGACAUGGUGGCAGGCAUCCAGGGAUCACGCAUGAACGAUCAGCGAGCAGAGUGUCCCUCAUUUCCCGGCCUCAGUUCACAGGCUGUCAUUGGUCAGUUACUCCAGCAGAAGUCUGACGACACGGUCCCAGAUGACAACUUCUUUGAAAUGCUGAUGAGAUGUCAGGCAUCUCGCUUGGAGGACCAGAGAAGUGCUCUGCCCCAGCGGCCAGCCGCUCCCACCGUGCCCGACGAAGACUUCUUCAACCUGAUCCAGCGUGUGCAAUCCAGUCGACUAGAGGAGCAACGCACAUCCAUGCCAGCAGACUCAAAGCCAAACUCAGAUUCAUCCAGGAAAAGCAAGAAGAAGUGACAGUGUUGACAGUUGUGUGUGAGAGUGCAGGGCUGGUUCAUACAGUUGACGGUCAUGCUCAACACUGCCCCGGGGCACCUGCAACACAUCUGCCUGACAGUUUACAUGACACAAGUCAUUAUCUGCCUCAUUGUGUGCCAGUGAACAAUCAGAUGUGCAUAUUCUAUCCAUAAACAAUUUUGUCUAUAUGUCGUUUUCAGCUGAACAUAUUAUCUGCAAUCCUAGCAUACAUUGUUACCUUACAUGUGGAGCUCAACGAUGACUCUUGAUAUCAAUAUGCCAUUUAUCUUUAGCAGCUUCAUUACUAGCAGUAGUUCAUUGGGAAAAUAUAGCUUGAACAGAUCUUUCCAUUUGACUCGGCGAGUUACCUCCCUUGUAGAUGACGCCUCCCUUCCUCAGACUGAAACAAACAAUUACCUCCCCUUGCAAGCUGAUGGAGAUGGAUUUUGUAUGUAUCCAUUACAUCAGUGUCAUGAGGGGCUCGGGUGUUUGGAUGUACCAUAUUUUCUUGAGUAUAAUGCACACCCAAACAUAAUGCACAACCCCACUAGGAAAUUCAGUAGUUUAAAAAAAAUAGAUUUCGAGUAUUAUGUAAAGAAAAAGCUACAUUGUAUCCCUUCAGCAAAUUCAGGGAUAAACAAACAGGUAUCAUAAAUCUUGGUUAAAAGUAUUUAAAAUUUGAGAUAAAAUCUCUCUUGACAUAAUGAUUUACCAUUGAUAUUAUAUCUCCCGUUCUGCUGGAAGUUUGUGUACUUGCAGAGAUUAAGAAGUGUUUCCUCAAGAUCUAAGCCGAAAAAAAAGCAAUCUGCUGUGCAGGUUUUCUCUUAAUCUGCUGAAGAAUCAUUUAUAACAUACUCAAUCAAAUAACUUCGAACAAUUUAGUCGCAGUGAUCAGAAGAAUUAUACCUGAGCUAUUAUUUUAUCAGGAAUAUUGUGUUCCAAUAUUGAAUUUUAGUUCCAAGUUUGAAUAAAUAUUUUUUAAUGAUAAUAUGCAUAGCUCUUUGGUACAGCUGAUUGCAUGGGUCAGACAUUGUGUAUCUCUGUAACUACUUGUCAAGUACUUCUGGGUCUCUCUUCCUCGGCGACUGCCAAACAUUUGUGUACAUAUGUGCAUUAUACUUGGGAAAAUAAGGUACUCCACAAACCUUUGUAGCCUUGCUGGUCUGAGAGGUGAGACCCUGCAUGAAGUUCAAGAACCCUGGACAGAAAUGUAGCAGUUGUAAAGAUGUUGCAGGGAAGCUAACGUUGCCAUACUGGAGAUUUUAACAAAUCAGGAAAUAUAAUUCUUAUGGAAGGUUUGGAUAUUCACGUUAUUCAUGGUUAGUGUGUCUAUCUCCGGUUAAAAGUUAUGUUUUCCUUUCUUUAUCUUUAACAAAGUGUGUGUGAAGACCAUCUCACCAACACUGUUGGUGUGUGUGAAGACCAUCUCACAACACUGUGUACGCUGCAAAGAAUAUACUGGGUAAUAUUGGAGGAGGGAGGGGUGAGGGGGUCCAAGGCAGCCUCCCAGGCAGCACCCACACAGUACAAACAGUUGCAAUUAGAUGUCUUGCAGUCAGUUAGACUUACUGUCAAAACAUUUGCCAUACAAAAGUGCAUUACCCAGAGUUUACAUUGGCUCAAAUAUGAAGAUCAUUUUCUUAAACAUUCUAUUGCUGAAGAUAUUUUGAGACAUUUGAAUGACCUCUUUUAACUUUGAUGGCUAUAAUAAUGAUCUCCGUUGCAUUUGAUAAGUCCUACUUGACAUUCAUGACACAUGGUUCAAAGCUGAGUCCGGUCUGAGAUGAAUGGGUUGUCAAAAAAUGGGUCAUCCAGCACUGUCUAAACCAAAAAUCACUAAGUAUGGUCAGCCAGCACUUUGUGAACCAACCUUGACUUAAUGUGGUCAGCCAGCACUGUGUGAACCAAACUUCACAUAGUAUGGUUGCCAAAACUGUGUAAGCCAACCUU